Molecule: messenger RNA, 2263 nt
Organism: Didymodactylos carnosus
Lineage: Eukaryota; Metazoa; Rotifera; Eurotatoria; Philodinida; Philodinidae
Source: the annotation of a GenBank genome assembly
UAGCAAUCUUUUUCUAUCACCAUAAUCUAUGGAUGAUUCAAAUAUCAAAAAGACUCAUCGAAAUAAUGUAUUGACCAUAUUUAUUCAUUCAGCAAUAUAAAUGCAUGAUAAAUCAGCUUCGGUUUUUUUAUGCAUCUUGUUAGUCAUUCGUUUAAUAUUAGAUUACCCAAACUUCUUUUUUUUACUCUUAUUUUGAAUGAUGAGUAACUAUGUCUUACCUAUAAAAGCAAACAAACUGUUAUUUUUGUUUGGUAGAGUACCCAUGAUUCUUUUUUAUCAACAAAUUAUUUUACGCAACAAGUGUUAAAAUUGCAUGUGCAACUUGCAAAAAACUCAUUUUUAAUUUUUUCAACUAUAUGAAAAAGAAUAUCCUGUAAAAUAGAACUAAAAGUAAGUAACAUAAGAUAUAAAGCAAUCAAAUUUAUUUUUUGUAUAAGUCUAACAUUAUACAUAUAUAUAUCUUUCUCUCUCAGUAAAUAAUAGACUGAGUUGAGGAGCUGAAGUUUAUUUUGGGUAACUGGAAAAUGAAAAUUUUUUAGAACCUCGUCCUCGUAAAAUAUUCCUUUAAUGAUGCAGGUGUUUCGAAGUAGUAUGAUGGAAAUAUAUUAGAAGCGUAGAACUAACUCACAACAAUACGGAUGUUAGAAUGAACAUCAAAGGAUUGUUAGUGCCUCAUUAUAAAGAAUGUAGGAAGCUAUAAAGUUUAUGCUACGCCAUUUGAGAGUGAAGAGCUGUUGAAGGCAUAAGAGGAGUGAGUGAGAGAGCUCAUAAAUAGCUCGAAGGGGAAUACAGACGACGAUCCUGAUGACAGCUCAGCCAUAGCUUCAAGAAAUAAGAAACGGUUCCACGAUUGAAGAAUAAGAUCUUUAUCUGUCCAAAGUUUAUUGCUCAUCUCCGAGCAAUAUUCAGAAAAUUGUCACGUUUAGUUUAGUAGCUUCGGUCCACAUGUUUUUAACUAACUGAAAGAAAUGAAUAGAAUGAACACCAAUUGGUAUUUGUACCUAAACAUGAGCAGAUUAAUGGAUUUGGGUUCCUAAUUUCGUUCUGAAGUCACUCUUUCUACUCGAAUUAGAAAAGGAAAAAAAUCUAUAUAUCUGAUGUUACAGAACGAAAAAAUUGUUUCCUAAAGAUUUGCUAUCUUUCUAGUAAUGGCUACAACUACUGAGUUAAAUCUAUUGCCAAGCACCUUUUCUGAGCCAUCAACAGCAUUCGUGUGUCCUUUAACACUCCAAUUAUUCCGUGAUCCAGUUAUUGCUGAAGAUGGUUAUACAUAUGAACGAGAGGCAAUAAUUAAAUACAUAAAUGAAAAGCAUAAAAGUCCAAUAAAACCACUACAAAAUUUAUCUAUUGAUGGAUUACGUCUAAAUUUACAAGUUAAAAAAAUGGUUGAAGAAUUUGAAAGAACUAUACAACAAAAACAUUAUCGUUUUAAAUUAAAUGUUGAUAUAAAAAAAGGUCGAAAAACUCUAUUUCAAGCUGGUUGUAAAGUUUUAUUUGAAGCUGAAUGGCUAAGAAAAUUAGAAGGACCAAAAAUUGUUUUAUUGAAAAUAUUUGAUACUCGUCCCGAUCGUGAAGCAUCUUUUUAUGUUGAACUAAGUCGUCACCAACAUAUACUUCGUACUUAUGGAUUAGUAGAACAGGAUCCACCAGACCUUGAUUCAGUUAUGUUAUUACAGGAAUAUGCACCUGAAGGUAGUCUAUUUGAAUUACUUGAAGAUCAAAAAUCUGUACCACAUGAAUCGAUUUUAUUUGAAAUGUUUAUACAAAUAGCCGAUGCUAUGUCCUUUUUAGCAUAUAAUCGGAUUAUUCAUGGCGAUUUAGCAUGUCGUAAUAUACUUGUUUUUCGUUUUGAUGAAAUGAAUCCAAAAAAUAAUUUAGUCAAAGUAACUGAUUUUGGUCUUAGUCGUGCUACUUCUAUAUAUUCACCUAUUUCUGCUAAUAGUCGUUCAACUAUCAACAUUAUUCCAAUACGUUAUGCUGCACCUGAGGUACUCCGUCAUGAUAAUUUAUCAAAAGAUGUCUAUAGUGAAAAAUCUGAUAUGUUUUCAAUGGGUGUACUUAUGUGGGAAGCUUAUUCCAAAGGUAAAAUGCCAUGGACAGGUGAAAAAGAUGAGAAUGUAAUAAGAAAAGUUAUCGAAGGUCAUAGACUAGAGCGACCUCCGGCGUGUUCAAUAGAAAGUUGGUCAAUUAUUCUUGAUCAAUGUAUGGCUGGGCCACCGGAAGAUCGACCUUGUUUUAAAAAUCUUAAGGACGUAUUUACUCA